Molecule: messenger RNA, 7485 nt
Organism: Bombus terrestris (buff-tailed bumblebee)
Lineage: Eukaryota; Metazoa; Arthropoda; Insecta; Hymenoptera; Apidae
Gene: ckn
Product: caskin-1
Exons: 8
Coding region: 579-2609 (676 amino acids)
Biological process (GO): axonogenesis; cell surface receptor protein tyrosine phosphatase signaling pathway
Cellular component (GO): focal adhesion; axon
Molecular function (GO): signaling adaptor activity; protein phosphatase binding
Source: RefSeq, a predicted model, not a curated record
GACAGUGCUACGUGAGAAAUCGUGAUGGAGUAGUUUAUACCCUGUUUGGUCGCCGUUUCUCACCCGCGUUCAAGUACGUUUAAAAUUACCACACAUUCGGUCAGUGCAUCCGUCGGUCGCCGCGUAGAGAGAAUCACUCUGAUCGCGGUUAACAGUAUGUCAGUCAUUCUCGAGGCGACUGGUUACUUAUUCGUGUUAACGUAACAGGGAAAAGUACGGUGUCGGAGGAGGCAGGUUAUCUUCUUUGUUCGAGAAAAGCCUCAUCAGUGGGCAAUGGCGCGGGAACCUUACGUUCCAGAAUCGGUGUGUGCAUGGCGUAGGUGAUGAUCGGUGUUUGUACAUGUGGCAUGGUGUUUAUAGCGAACAGGAAGAUUUACAUACCUCGCUGGAUUGACCACCUCGUCGGUUUUUGGAUACGAGCCGUGUCGUGAGCCGCCAUGAGGCGCAUUAGCGGAUAAUAAGCAGUCACCUGAUCUGAUCUGUUCAUCCCUGCUUUGUGAAUGUUGUAAUCAAGAACGACGUCUGGUUUUGUCUCUUUGUAACUGGCUCUUCUUGUGACCGCACAACAACUUGGCGGCAUGAACCGGCCGUCCAAAGCUGUGACCCAGGCGAAGAAAGUGGCACCACCGGCUGUACCCGAUGUAUUUCGACAUUCUGGCUCCUCGUUUGGUUCCGCUGGAUAUGCGAGCAGCGAAGAUAGCUGUUUCCUGCCCGGAAGUGGACCAGGCGGAACAACGGACGAGGGUUCUUACGGUGUGCCAUCUGGAAAGAGUCCGGGGCCUAUUUUUACCCACCCUGGCUUUGCCUUUCCACCAGUCGUCGGCAAAUAUGCCCACGCCGAGGAUCAAGGAAUCGAUAUGACUCAAAGUCCUGGAAGAGAUAGCCCAGGUAGUUCAGGAUCAGGUUCGGGUUCCAGGCAUUCAACCGCAUCAUUGGAUUCUGGAAGAGCCUCCGGAUAUCAUUUGGGCCCUAGAGGACCUGGUGCUCUUGCUUCAUCUCCCAGGUGUUCUAUAAGCUCACUUGGCAGCCAUCCGGACAGACCGGCGGAUCUCGACGUCGUUCACGCUUGGUUGACUGAACUCCAAUUCGAGGAAUACUUUCCAUUAUUUGCUUCCGCUGGUUAUGAUCUAGCUACUAUAACGCGUAUGACACCAGAAGAUUUGACAGGGAUAGGAAUUAAGCAGCCUAAUCAUCGGAAACGCUUGAAGGCGGAAAUAGAUAAUUUAAAUAUAGGAGAUGGCUUGCCAGAACAUAUUCCUGGUUCGUUAGAAGAGUGGCUCAGGCUUCUGCGACUCGAAGAAUAUCUUGGUGCUCUUCAUCAACAGGGUAUGCGUUCAGUUGAAGAUGUAACGACUCUCACUUGGGAAGAUCUUGAAGACAUUGGCAUUGUACGUCUUGGCCACCAGAAAAAAUUAUUAUUGGCAAUUAAGAGAGUUAAGGAUAUUCGUGCUGGAAAACGUAUACAGCCGCUCGAUCUUGCUCGGCUACCGCCGCAUCCUGGACAAACACAGGACGUAGUUAUUCAACGAGGAGGUCCUGACUUGCCAUCUCCUGAUGAGGAUUGUUCCUCUCCUGUUCUGAGGUCUUUUCAGAGAGGCGGAAGUGAUACUACAUCUGGAGCUGCGUGGAGAAGUAUGUAUGCUGCUUUACCAGCCGAUUAUAAUAUUGUUGGUCGGUCUGGUUCACGAGGAAAAUCAUUAGAAAGCUUGGAAGACGCACCCCUUGGGUAUCCUCCGUCACCAGCACCAUCCACACAUCCACAGCCAAUCGAAUGGCGUCCACGUAGCUUCGAAGACGGUGAUGUGACUCCUACAAAUGAUACUUCCGUAGUGGAUGCAGGUGGCGGAACUCUUCCGCGACCUAGACAUUGUCUUGUUCGUCCACGACCUGUAGCUAAGGUCACUGCAACUCCAGGUCAAUUUAAGUCACUACCAAGAGACUUCGAUAACAAAUAUCAAUUAACUUACGGACUCGAGAGUAGUCCACAUCUUCCGAAACGUUGCCCUCCGUCUCCUCCAAGGCGUCAAAGCUCUAGAGACAAUAGCGGUUCUGGAGUAGGGGUGGGAGGAUCGGGAGUUGGCGAUGUUGUGAUAGAUUGCAGCGGACCAGUUCCAACUGCCUCUUGCGAGGAACAUCACAUACAUCAUCAUCAACAUCAUCAUUUGAUCCAUCAUCCUUCUCCACCGCCACCAGCACCUGCGCCAGUGCCAUCGACUCCUCCACAAAUAAAUCGACCACCCUCUUCUAUGUCUCGUUCUUGGGGUAGUGUCAGUGUCAAUGUUAACGAAGAACAUGAAUUAAUAGCUUCUCUUGCUCUGCAGCACCGUAAUGGUUCUGAUGCCAGUUUUAAGUCAAGUUCCAGUACAGAAUCCGACUCACUACCGUUUGCAAAUGAAAAUGCCGGAACAAUAAAACAAAGAGCUGCACGCGCACAAGAAUACGCAAGUGGUAAUACUGGUAACAACAUGUCAGGUCAUGGAAUAAGCCAUCACACCGGUGGCAGUGAACCAGCGGAUGUAUUAAACGAUAUUGGGAAUAUGCUUGCAAAUCUUACUGACGAACUUGACGCUAUGCUCGAGGAAGAAAAACGUCAAGGCUUGAAUUCAUAAUCAUCGCUACCUUUGUUUGCGUCUGUUCUCAUUUUUCUUUGUUCUUUCUUUCUUUUUUUAUUUACUAGUACUACCACGAAGAACACAAUUUUAGCAACAAAAGUCGAUGACGAAAACAUAGAUAUCUUACGCUAUGACGUAUAAUAUUGUAGACCAUGAAUGCAUACAGUUCGCAAGAUUAAAUAGACAAAGGUCAUAUAUGAACUCGAUAAAUUUUAGCUUGAUACAUUGCAAUGAUCGUAUUGAGAGGAAAGAAUGUUCGGUGUUGGACGAAUGUUAAACCACGUUCCAUUGUGUUGGCUUACAACAUAAGUUACAUUACACAAAUAAUAAUAUCCUGUUAUAAUUGUAUAAGUUAACGUAGUGGAUAGUAUUCCACGCCAUAAUUUUGAUUUUUAUCAGUUUCUUCAUUCCUUCUUUCUCUCUUUAUAGGACAAAGCUUCUUAUUUUUCUAUCAAAAUAUUAUGAGCUUUCUAUGGAGUUUCCAGAGACACCUGAAUGUUGCACAAUUUUUGCGAUUUUUAUAUUUCUCUAAAGUAUUUUUAUUCAGUAUAUUUAAACCCUUAGAGUGCUGAAUACUCGUGCUGUGGACGGAGUACUUUUUCGCUAGACUGAACUCUGUUGGUUGACUAUUCAAAGCGCAAAUUCUAAUAAGUUUUUCGUAAUCGUAAUAAACAUUAUUGACAUCUGUUUACUGCCGUUACUAAGGAAUACAUUUAUAUUUAUCUUACACAAACGUAAUAGUAUUACUUCUGCGUAGGUGUUCGGAAAAAUUGACAAACACAUAUAUGCAUCCUUAGCCCAUGCCGGACACUUAUAGAAAACGCAUAUAUGUGUCCUUAGUCCACACCGAUAGCUUUCGCCAGACGCAUAUAUGCGUCCAUAGCAUUCUAAGGGUUAAAGAACAAUUUUUUUUAGUACAUUAUUCUGAAUAAUACUAAUGUUACACACAAACGUUUUCUAUUACAGAUUUUUGAACUUGCACUUUUAAAUAAAAUUUAUAUAAGGAAAAUAAAAUAAAAUUGUAGGAGGAUAAACUUAACAAGGAUAGAUAGACGAGGAAAAUUAUGCUAAAAGAGAAUUGCACUUAAUAAAUAAGUAUGUAUGGAAGUAUGGACUUAUGCCUUAUGAUAAAAAGACUGCAGAAUACAUCGGUGUAGUCUAAUUCUUAAUGCACAUUUCAUGUCAUUUGUAUUUUAUAUUCAUAUAGCAUAAAGACUGAUUCGCUUUCUCUGGAAACUUCAUUGCUACCGAUAUAUGUACAUUCCAGCUAGUAUAUUUCCUUUUCCACUUCCGUCCUUUGCUAAAACGAUAGCAUGUUAGAUUGGGACCUUCAUAACUGUUGGAGCUGUUAGACAUUUUGAGAUUAGUAUGAUACAAAGAAGUAAACUUCUGUAUCCUUUUUCCAGAGUAAAAUAAUUCUUCCAGUAACGUCAAAGAAAAAUAUUAUUGAGUCAUGUUGUUUUGAUGAUGAAGCAUAAUUAUAUCUUUGACUAUAUUAUGGUACAAUUUCUAUAAGAGUUUACGAUAGUUUGUAUGAAAAAACUUACAUCUUCCAUUAUUUGAACUUGAAAAAUAGUUCUCAUAAGACUGAGAACAAAAUCAACAUAAACAUUUGACUGCCAAUUAAAUUUCAAGAUUAUACAGUUUAAAUACAGAAUCAUAUGCACUGUAUGCCAAUUAACAUUUUAUAUUUAUUAUCCGUACUAAUAUAGUGAUGUAUGUAACUCACUAUUGUUAUAUGGUGCACAAAAACAUGUGGGGUGCAAAGUAUCCACAUGUAUCAAAUCAAAGUAAUCGUCGUAGUAGAAUCUUGUCGAUAAAAAGUGUUCAGGUUUACUCCAAAUUUAAGUAUUAUACUGAUAUGUACUGAGACUUGUGCAUAGAAUUGUAUGUAGCAGUCCUCACACACAAGGUGGAUCAUGCGAUUGAGCUAACAAUAAGUUGUAUCUUGUAUUCGAUUGUAUGAAUUAUCCUGUAUAUGCAUGUACACAUGUACAUUUAUAUAUGAUAAUUCCAGAUUCUUUAUGAAUCAUAAGAGUUCAUAUACAUAUAUGGCUUAUUUUUAAAAUUUUAAGUAUUUUGAAGUCUGUGAUCUACUUUAAAACUUAUGUACAAUUUAAGUCAUUGUUAACAUAUCAGUCAUCUUUGGUACAUUCAAGUAAAUAGUACAUAUUUCUUACUUGGAUUAAAAUUUUAAAGGUUUUUCGAUUUAUAUGUGUAAAUGGACGUAGAAUUCUCAUACAUAAAUGUAUAUAAGGUUUCAGUAUGACGUUAUUACUAAUAAAAUACUCCUUAUUUUACAUUCUUUAAGGAGUAUAAAUUGCUGUCUCUGUACAAAUCAGUUUCGCAAGUAAAUCAUAAAUUAAUUGCAAUGAAUUCAAUUACACUAUCAUGAUUCUAAUGUAUUUUAUUUUUAACUAUAUGAUUCGUUAUAAAUAUUCAAAUCCAGUUACGCUCUAUCAUUACAAGAAAAGAAAAUGUGGUAGGAUAUAUACAAGAUUUUGAAACACACUUAAAACCUAGGUUAAUCAACUAAAUAUUGGGGCUACAUUAUUGUAGCCUGCAGACUUGUUAACUACUGUAGGUAUAUAUAGUAGGUAUACAUAUAUCAGUUUAAGCAGUGUACUUAGGGAAACUGUUUUGCGGUGCUGCAAAUUUAUGAAUUUAUUAUUAUUUACUUUUACUCCUUAUUAUUAUUGUAUAUUAUUAUAUUUCAAGAGAACAAACUGGUUUUAAGUCAUAUAUAUGAAUAAUCAAAGGUGGCACAAGCUCUUAAUACAUUUACAUGCGUAUAAAUGUGGCAUUUAUUUUUAUUGCAUUUAAAUGCAAAUUUUUAAUUUACUACUUAGUUGGCUUAUAACGUUUAGAUAUUUUAUUAAUUACUAGAAAUGUUUUUACAUGAAGUUAUUUUUACAAGUAUAAUCAUUUGUGCUGCCCUAUAUAUUUGAACACAGAACAUUUUUAAAUCUUCCAAAGAUUAAUCAAGAUUCAGUAAGUUUUCUUAUUUAUGAUUAAUUAUUUAAGUUCUAGGCUUGAUCUUUUACACUAAAGUUAUGAAUUGACCACAAAAUCAUGAAUAUUCUAAAACAAUUUAAAAUACGAAGCGUACUAUUUUAUUUAAACAAUUGUUUUUACAAUAAUAAUUAACGUAGGAAGAUAAAAGCUGUAAGGGUAAUAUCAUGAUGCGGGUGUUUAACUAAAAUAAAUGUUAAUUUGACAAAAAAUGAAGUAACUAGUAAAUGUUGAUAGGAAAUGAAACAUUUUAUACUAAUUGUGAGAUCGUGUGAUCAAUUUACAAUAAUUGCUUUUUUAUGAUACACAUUGAAAAAUACAAUAGAGGGUAAUAAUGCACACACUGCCGACUUUUAUACUGUAAUUCAGCGAUUUCAUGAGAUCAAGAAGUGAAUAAAUAAAGUUUCUAGAUAUCGCAUAAAGUAAUUCGUGCAUGAAAUGCACUUAAAACGUUAAAUUUAUUUAAUAUUUAUUUAUUUUUAAAUUGAAAAUUAUUAAAUGUUUUAAAAAUAUUAUGAAUAAUUUCAUUGAUGCUUUGAAAGUAUUAUUUUAAGUGAAACUUUACAAAAGUUUAAUUAAUAUAGUAUCAACAAGCUAUGAUGAGAAAAUUAUGUAUAAAAAGAUGUACAAAUACUUUAUUUAACUAAAAGUAUUAUUUUAAUUAUCAGUAUCAAUGUAAGUAAAAGAUAUAGUUCAGAUGCAUAAAAUAUGCUACUGAGAUGUUUACUUAAAAUAAUACAUUCAAGUAAUAAAAUUGAGAAACUAUGUAUUAGACUAAAUGCUUUAAAGCAGUUCAUGGCAUUCCUAAAGUAGUUAAAACGUAUAUUAUCUACUAUUCUUAAGCGAUUGCCUCUUCAUUUCUACAGAUAGCUGAUAAUGAUAAAUAAUAUUGAAAAGAAUUCAAUUAUUGGCUGAUUUUUAGGCAGCUAAUUCAGAAUUCCUGAAGACAUUGCUUCUACAUGGUGUAUACAUAUUAUACAUAUAUAAAUAUUAUAUAAAUAUAAAUGAUAAGUACAAAUAUAAAUAUAGAUAUAUAUAUAUAAAUUAUAUUUAUAUUUGUAUUUGUAUUAAAUUAGUCAUAGUUUUUGUACAAACGUAUGCGCCGCUGCAGUUUUGUUCAGCGAAUUUAAUACCCGCCUAAUUGCAUUUUACGAGUCCUUGAGACCUUCUCCUACUUUCUGUAUUUGUUUAAAUGCACGUUAAAUACAUUACUUGAUUUAUCGACUAUGAUGAAAGAGAUAAUUAAAUAAAACUAAUUGACAGACUCCAUUCUCAUUGUUUUUUGGUAUAUACCCGAAAUAAGUUGUUAAUUAUCCUGUUAUAUGAGAUUCUCAUUAUGUAAGGAAACAGAGAUUCUCAUAUUUUUAUUAUAACAUAAGCAGGAUGCAACAUCAUAUGUAUAUGUCAUCUCUAUCGUAUAUUAUUUCGCAGGAGACGAUUGGAUUAGGGAAAAAAGAAGUAGGCUAUAUAGGAAAUAAUAAAUAUUAUUUGAUUUCGUUUACUAUAAAAUAUAAUUUUUAUUUCUUCUAUAGAAUAUAAGUUUAUUUUUUAAUUCAAGAUUUAUUUUUUAAUUAGUAAAGAAAAUAUCAUUUCAUUGUGAUGCUAUGAAAAAUCAAAUAUUUUCUUCUGUGGAAAAUUUGAUUUUAAGCGAGAUAGGUAGUAAUAUAAUUUUUAUGAACUAAGUAAUGUUACUUGUAAGAGAAAGAGUAAAGAAGUCCAUGAAACACAGAUACACUGAACUUCCUCACUCUUAGAUGUUAAGUUUCCUUAAAAAUUUAGGUGCAAAUUGUAUAUGCCAUAUUUGAGCAGUCAUAUGUUUGUGUAACUGUAGCAUCUUCAAUAUAAAAAUCAUUGAGCAAUA